Molecule: messenger RNA, 3694 nt
Organism: Cinara cedri
Lineage: Eukaryota; Metazoa; Arthropoda; Insecta; Hemiptera; Aphididae
Source: the annotation of a GenBank genome assembly
AUGAAGUGUUUAAUAAAUGUGUACAUAUUUCUUGUUUUGUGUUAUAAUCAUGUUUUGUGUUUUGAAACAGCAAACCAGGCCGCAAAUGAUAUUCGGGAGUUUAUUCGUAUCAUAAAACGAGAGAAAGAACAAAUUCUUUCAAAACGUAUUAAUUUUGUUGAUGACGAGGUGAUGUCAAUUGACGACUAUUUAUCAACUAUUAGUAAAACAAAUAGCAGAAAAAACAAAGGUUCUAAAGGAGCUGAAUAUAUGGAUAAUACUGAACUAAUUACAGAACAAAAUGUUUUCGAAGUAUCAAGUUUGUUGAACUCAAUCAUUUCAUGUGAGUAUUGCGAUUUUUUGUUUAAUAUUAUUGAUAUAGUAAAUUUAAGUUUAAAUAACUAUAAACAAAUUAAAAACGACGUUCUUUCAAAAAAUAAUGCAAAUAAAAAGAAAAAUAUUGCAAAUUUGAUGCGCAACGAAAACAAAACAGCGCUUGCCCAGUAUGUAAAUUAUCGAACGCCAAUAUUAACAUCAGUGAUAAAAAUGUUAGAGAAAAUUGCUUUUGUAUUAGUCAAACUAUUAAAAUAUACGAAAAAUUUUGUAUCUAAGAAACACGGUAUUUUGAAAAUAUUACUAUCAUUAUAUUUAUACUUGAAUAGAGAUAUAAAUUUACCAUUGUACUUGUCGGACAUCGAUGCUCGUAUUGAUACUUCGAAAAAAAUUAUUUUUCAAGUAUACCAACAAUUAAUUGAAUACAAAAUAAAAAAUUGUAUACUUCACUUAAAUUAUAUUACCGGGAAGACCUUGACAAUACAACGCGUGCCCACUAUUGACUUAAUUCAAUUAAAUAAUGAAGUAAAUAAAAUAUCGAAUUUUCAAACUUCGGAUGAUCCUAAAUUCUUUAUACUAUCAAACAAUAAACCAGAAGAUAAAACGAGUUCAAUUAAUAAAAUAAUACAAAUGAUUAAUUGUACAAACCAUGAUAAAAAAGCAGAGAUCAAGUGGGAAGGUCGAUUAAAAGAUAUAAAAACAAUUUAUACAGUUGAUAUUAAAACAAGUUUUGACAUAAAAACUGUUCUGAGAUUUGAAAAAUUAAUAUUGAAAAAGAUCAUCGACAUAAUUUAUUCAUUUAUAUUUGAUAUAUUAAAUUCUAUAUUCAAAUAUUCUAAUGGGGAAUUAUCAUUGAUUUAUAAAUUAAUAUAUAAAAUUGAAAAUUAUAUUACUAAAUUUAAAAAUGAAGGCCAAUCAUUUUAUUUAGUAGAUAGUAUAAUUUUUAUUAAACAUAAAUUAUGGAUUUUAUCAUUGCAUAGGGCUAUUAUUAGUAAUUCGGGCUAUGAUUAUCUUCAAGAUUUCUCACAACCAAUACAACAAUAUUUUAAAAAUGACAAAUUUAAAUUAAAAGAUGAAUUAGGCGAUUAUUCAAGUUUGGACAGAUGUUUUGAACACAUAAAAGAUACCGUUAUUUAUACGGAAUUACAUCCGGUUAUUUCAAAUGUAUAUUGGGAAAAACCGUUUUUUUCUCUUCUUGAGAUAUCUAAUCUUGUCAUGGAUUAUAAAACUUUGUACUUUCCGCAGACCUUUCGUAAAUUUAACGAUGAAGACGAUGUGUGUUUGGUAUUAGAAAAAACAUUGGUGGAAAUAUCGGAUGAUACCAUAUUUGAUUGUUACAACCAUAGCAUAAAUCCAAAAACACCAAAAGAAUUAAUGGAACAUUGCUUUAAACGAUUUCAUGAAAUGCUCGAGUCUGUAAUACUUGAUUUAAGUGAUCUGAUUGACGAUUAUUCUGAUUAUAUCAAACCCACACAAACUGAUGCCAAUAGAUUAUUAUUAUUUCUGAUCUAUAACAAAUAUAAUGUUGAAUUAUUUAAUUUGAAAGUAAUGAUAUCGAUGAACACUAAGCGUAUAGAACAUUUAAUUAUAUUUAAGUCCAUUGUCUAUAAUUUAUUGGUCAGUUUCUCACACAAAAGUAAUUGUUCGAUUAUAGAUAUUGAACCGAAAUAUACAUUGAGUUUUUACCAAAAUAAUUGGUCGGAAACUGACGUUUGGUUUGAUACGAAGGAAAAUUGGCAAGCAUAUUCUGAAAGAAUUAAUUUGAAAAAUAUUUAUAAGUAUCAAGAUUAUUUAAAAGGUAUUAUGAAUAUUUUCACAAACGCAAUUACCCAAGUAAGUAAAAAAACAUUAUUUGUACGAUAUAAGUUGUAUUGGGAUGGAAUUCCAAAAACAUUUGAAGAAAUUCAAACAAAUUAUACAAAUUACAUAUUUGAUUUAGAGGACAUCGAAGACUAUCAAUUGUUUUUGAUAAAAUGGUUGAUCACCCCGGUGUAUAUAAUACUAUUUCAUAUUGUUAUUGAAAUUAUGAAUUCAAAAAAAGGACUGGAUAAAGAUUGUGUUGAGACUUUUUUUGUAUUAACAGUGAAACUUUCCGAUUUCACCGAAUUAUCCAUUAUAGAUUUGUUUCCAACAAUACACUUCGUUGACCUAAUUGCUUUAUUUAUUCGAACUGUCGAUGUGUUUCGUGGAAACGAAUACACUAGAAUUUCAAAUUUAAAAAUAUUUCUUUUAGAUGAAAUUUGUAGACUUGGUGUAUUAUUUAAUUUGGACGCAAAUUCGGAUGCAUACGAUGAAUUUGAUUCUAAUCGCAUAAACGAAUUUUGUUUAAAUUUAAGUAUUUCCGAAUCUAUAUUACAACUUACCACGUAUAUCGAAUAUCUUUUGAUUAAUCUUCAAUAUGAUAGAAAAUUUGUUAAUUUAAUUUAUAGCAUUAAUAAGAAAAAGAAAAAUGCUGAUAUAUUGAGUUGAAUCCUUAUCAUAGUCUCUAAAGAAUUUGAGUGAGGAGCUAGCAUCGCGUACAAACAGAGUCCAUACCAAUUUAACCAUCAAAUCCAUAAACGAUAUUUCUUAUAAGAACAAAAUAGCUGAUACAUCAAAUACUCAAUCUCAAGUUUGUUUUAUUCUCUACGUAAUCUAACAUAAUGUAAGUCUUAUAACCAAACUUAAUUUUUUCAAAAUACCGCUAUUAAUUUUAUAUUUACGUUAUUUUUAAUAAUCCUUAUAUUUGUGGGUAAAACCACUACAUACUUUUUAUUUUCAAAUGGCAACUUAAAUUAAAAAUUCCAUAAAUAGAUGAAAUAUUAGUUAAAAUACAUUUUAAUGUUGAAAUGUUUUCUUUUCCGUCAAUCCGUUGACAAGGUAUUCCACUUUUAAGUUUGGAUCUAGGGAGAGUAGUGGAAUAUUAUUAAAAAGCCACGCGCCGUGCUGUCACACAAAUUAUGUUCCACUACUCUUUCCCAAUCUAAACUUAGACGUGAAAUAUCUUGUCAACAGACUGACGGAAAUCAAACAUUUCAACACCAAAAUUCGUUUUAACUAAAACUCCAUCUAUUUAUGGAAUUUUUAAUAUACGUUGCCAUUUGAAAAUCAAAAUUAUGUAGUGGUUUUAGAUACAAAAAUAAGAGUGACUAAAAAUAACAUAAAAUUGUAGAGCUGCUUGUUUCUUAACAGUUCUAUAAAACAAAUUCCGAGAAAAGUUAACACUUUCCGAAAUAAUGAGUGUCUUAUGCUUGAUUUAUCACCCUGUAUGUUCUUAUGUCCGAGUUAUCAAUAGUGCACUUAAAUCCAGAAAUCUUAAAUUACAAUUGUUGUUAUUUCAAUAGUAUUAUUUAUUUUUUUUUAUCGAAAACUGAUUUCAUUAAUCAGGAUUUGGAGUUAGCCG